Aspergillus puulaauensis is the source of this 3462-nucleotide messenger RNA. RefSeq lists its product as uncharacterized. Bases 1 to 3462 code for a protein of 1153 amino acids. NCBI's taxonomy places the organism in Eukaryota, Fungi, Ascomycota, Eurotiomycetes, Eurotiales, Aspergillaceae. The record is from RefSeq and is a predicted model, not a curated record. The transcript has a single exon.
AUGAAUCGUUUCCGCAAGUCGAAGAAAGAGCAGAAGGAGAAGCAGAAGAAGGAGAAGAUCAAGGAUGAGAUUGUGAUCACUGAAACCAGUGUUCCUCCCACUCCUCCCCCUGCCACCACUUUUGGGGGGAUGCUGAAGAAAGGCAAAAAAGAAGAACCCGAGCCAAAGCCCGACCUCGAUCUUUCGAGUGCGUUGCCGUCUACAGAUGAUUUCCGCACUAGUUUGCUCAUGCCCAAGUUGUCUGCGCGGUUUAGCAUGUUGAGAGAACAAGACGAUCCUGAAUCCAUGAUUGGAAAGGCUAGCGACGACAGUGUACUGUUUCCUAAACGCGCCUCACGGUUGAAUCUUUUCGGCCAUAACCCCACGCUACUUCCCGAUAUUGAUGAAGUCUCCACUCACAGCCGGCCGUCGUUUAGCAUGGGCCGAGGUUCAUACGCAUCGGGAAGCGACGGGUAUACUGGCGAUGAUGAUGCGCAAUCACAAAAAGGGAGCAUAAUGAGCCGCGGCCGUCGUACGGAGGGAAACAAUUUGUUCGGAGGACGACAAAAGGUAUAUAAGAUUGCUCCCUCCGGAACUGGCCGUUCUGGCCGGGCCGUUUAUGAACACGAUAUUGGUCACUCGACCUUUCGACCAAAGCUCAGUGAAACGGAGAGAGAAGAGGUCUACUCUCCACACGAGUCGGAAGAUGCGCACUCUAGCGUGUCCUCUUUCAACCGAACCACAUAUUCAUCCACUGCGUCUGGGCCAACGCUUGGUGGCCGUACAUCGACCGCUGCGACAUCUGUGGAUGAGCAGAACAUGGCAACGUCACCUGCCCAGACACAUUAUAGUAGUUCAGAGUCGGUCGCCUUGCCAAAGCCAACGGGCCCGGGGAUGGCUUCAGAGCGCGGAUCUGCCAGGACACGACGUCUUUACGGCCAAGCAUUGGAGCAGUCGGUUCACAGCCAACAAGCGUCAGCUCUACAUCGACUAGAAAGCUUGAACCGCCAGCGUGCAGGCACUCCAGAAAUUCCAGCACUCAACCGAAGCUAUUCUCGGAGCGCCACCAACCUGCGCAAUGGGUUACAGAAACUGGCCAUUGCUGAGCCCUCACCAGCUGCAUCUCGUCCCACUAGUCCUCCGUCGUCUGCUACUUCGCCGACACGUCAGCUCGCUGAGCCUGAACUAAGGCCUCCUGGUCACUCGCAGCUUCCCCUAAGCCCUCCAGUUAGCGAAAACGAAGAGGUGACUUUUAUGGCCGCUUUGCAGCCAGGAGACCGUGGGAAAGCCACUGCUAUGGGUAUGUUUAAUAAACCGCGCACUGCCUACGAUGAAAACCAGUUCUCUCGCCGCCAGCUUCAGAUGUUCCAGGGAAGGAAUACGCCCCCUCCUCGGCAACAAUCUCCAGCACCGGUACCUGCGUCUGCACCUCCCCAAGAUGUCAGCGCUCGCUCCCUGGGAUUCUCGAACGCAAGUCACCGAUCACGACCUGGUUCUGCAGCGUCCUCUCACUACAGCGAGGCACAACGUCCUGGUAGUCGGUCUACCGGAAAGAGCAUAAAUGCAUCCCCUGCCAGGCCCGGGCACAUCGGCACAUUCUUCGACAACUCAAGCCCAAGCGAAACUGAGGACGAAGGAUAUUAUCCAUCUCGGGAUGAUUACUCUAUGCACAACGAUCACCCCGCAUUUCGUUCCAGGACUCCUUCCAAGCCUUCAACCCCAACCGGUGACGAGAAUAACUGCCCCCUUCCAGAAGUGCGAUACUCGGACCUGGGUGAUCUAAAGCCUAUCGCAGAGCACACUGAACACACUCCUGAACAGACCAGUGACACUCCUGAGAAACCUGACUCUCCCACACUACCCGCGGGACUGGGCCUCAGUGGUCUUGUGCGUACGCACCUUCGCCAUGACAGUGACAAGUCUUCUAUUUUGCCGCCACCCUCCCCUCGAUUCCCACCCCCUACAGACGACGAUGAUACUCCCAGAGAAUCCACCAUUGAACUUCCUCAACCCGACCUAGCAUCUCAUCCUCCCACCAUUGCUCCACCACCGCCCCCAAUCCCCGAUUGGCGGGAUGAGCUUGCGGCCCAGCACCGGCGCCAGGGAAGCACAGAGACGCAGAAAGAGCGAGAAGAGUUUGAAAAUGAGCUUGCCGAGCGGCGGCGAAGGGUGCAGGAAAAGCUUCGGGACUUUGCGGAUGAAAGUCGCGCGGCGAGCCCUGUUUCUGGCCGCCAGACCCCUGAUUUUGGUCCCAAACCUGGGAAUGCAUUUGCGCUUCUUAAGAACAAGCCCAGCAAGCACCAUCUCUUUGGUCGAGGCGAACCUCGCGGUAUGAAAGGCCUUCCUUUCGGCGGCAAUGCGUCUACACCUGCCCUGGUCUCAGAAGACCCCUGGGCUGAGGAGGAUAGGGUAUCGUUCCCCGGACUGGGCAACAUUGGAAAGCAUGGAAACUCUAGCGCCCCUCAGGUGGCGGAACAGCCACGGUCCAUGCGGUCGAGAAUAGCUAGUUUCGGGCGCCGCAGCAAUGAUGAUUCUCGUGAAUCAAGCCGCAGCCGUGGCGCAUCCCCUCACACGAGCUUCCGCGCUCGUAGAGAUAGGUCGAACUCAAAUACUUCUAGUCGUUCUAAGAGUCGCUCGCGCCGUGACCGCGACAAUCUUACGACACUGGAGGAAGAUGAGACUGCUUCCGACAACAGUUUCUCAUCUGGUAAUGGACGACGUGGUGUUAUUUCUGUUGCGUCAUCCGCUCGCCCCUCCAUUGAGGCGCACGAUCGCUUCGCGUAUGACCGGUCAUCGUCUGCAGCAUCUGGUAUAUAUCGCCCCGACAGCCGGUCAGCAACGCCAAUUCACGAUCGACCUUUCGCUGUCCCUGCCGCCAACUCACCCAGUAUUGGAGCCCCUCGACCGUCGCCCGCUGCACCACCUUUCUCUGCCAACGCAACACCACCAUUGUACGACAUUGCCGGUGAUUCUGCAGCAACAGCCGCGGCUAUCCAGCAAGCACAGUCUCUGCCCCAACGUGCUACAGGGCACACCGCCCUCCAGAAGCGUUCCAUCGACAAAACCAAAAUCUCCGAGCCCACUUUCAUCUCUUGCACAUCAAACGUCCCCACCGUCGGUCUUCCUCCCGGCGCAAGCCUAAGUAACGGCAUGGAGAUCCCGCCUCUCCCUCCGAUGAAUCCUCGCCGUCGCCGACAGACAACCACCCAAACCAUUCUCGGAGCCUUCAAGCACGACUCGCACGACUCCAACCCCAUGCCCGUCCCGCAACCUGACCAAGGGCCCCCAGAAGAGCACAGCACAUUCGAGGACGACGGCCGGUCUCGGUCUCGGUCUCGCCCGCGCAACCGCCUACGCAAAAUCUCAAGUGAGGGUGGCGACAUGAAUUCCGCGGUCAGCGUACGACAGACGAUGUCGGCCAGCGCAUCGCCCGCCCCUACACCACACCAGCCCCGAAUCCCUAUGGACGGAGGCAUGUUCUGA